Postia placenta MAD-698-R-SB12 is the source of this 766-nucleotide messenger RNA. RefSeq lists its product as hypothetical. The transcript has 7 exons. Gene Ontology annotation, biological process: lipid metabolic process. NCBI's taxonomy places the organism in Eukaryota, Fungi, Basidiomycota, Agaricomycetes, Polyporales, Adustoporiaceae. The record is from RefSeq and is a predicted model, not a curated record. Bases 77 to 505 code for a protein of 142 amino acids. Gene Ontology annotation, molecular function: oxidoreductase activity.
GAUCCACAGCACGAGCUGGAACAACGUCUGGAGACUCUAUGUGGUCCCGUGGCUGUGGGCCCAUAACUGGAUUGUCAUGAUUACGUACCUCCAGCACAGUGAUCCUACGGUGCCCAUUUAUCGAGGCCAGUGGACGUUCCUGCGAGGCGCAUUGGCCACCGUCGACCGGCCAAUCUUUGGCUGGGUCGGACGAUUCUUCUGGCAUGGAAUUGCUCAUGAUCACAUUGCGCAUCAUUUCUUCGUAACGGUCCCCUUUUACAACCUGCCUGAGGUGACAGAGGCGAUCAAACCCGUUCUCGGGGACUACUAUUACUACGACUCGACGCCAACGCUCUACGCGCUCUGGCGUUCGUUCACGCAAUGCAAGUUCAUCGAGUCGACGGGCGACAUCCUGUUCUACAAGGACAUGCAAGGCCGCGCGGUGCGUCAGUGCCAGCAGGCCGAGGAGACGGUGGCGCCCGUGUUGCAAGAUGAGAAGAUUGACGUACUUUCUGAUGACGACUAGCACGCACGACAUGAAUCUGUACUUCCGCCUGAGCAGGCUUGGGCGCGUCCGCAUAGCUACUGUAUGUGUGUACACCUAGGCCAAACCGUGCUCUUGGUUGUACUCGCACCUCGGCUGUGUUUAUUUCUAUCCUAAUUGAUAAUGCCGUACAGCUGUUGUAGCAUCGCAGCGGCUGCUGAGGUCGAAGAGGUCCUGCUUGAUCUUGUAACAGAACGUUGAUGCUUGCGUUGGUACUGAAAGAGAAUGCGGUUAUUUCUGUUU